AUGAUGAAUCCUUUGUGCUCGAUCAACCCCGGACCCGGCAUCAGCUCCAAAGCAGAUGUCCAAUUGUUCGAAGUGUGGAGCACAGAGACCGACGAAUUCAAGUGCUCACGCUUUACCCACUUCGAUUCGACUGAUCAUGUCUGGAUUGGGCAGAAGGACGACGUGCGAAAAUAUGAGCUCACGGUGUCAGACUUGAACUCGGCGCUUACGGUUGUUCCCGACGAGAAAGCGUUUCCCCGGGUACCAGAGCACGUCACGCCGGCAGCAACGACCGACCCGAUUACAUGCUUUGUGAAACGUCCGCAAGUACACGCUUUACUGAACGAGAACUACGCGCCAUAUGUACCGCAAAUGCUAAUGGACGAGGUCGAAACCCUCGAGUUCCUGAUAGAUUAUCCUCAUCCAAAUAUCGUGCUUUACCAUAGCUGCAAAAUCGAACGCGGUUACCUUACCGGGAUUGUUCUUCAGCGACAACCCAAAAUCUUGGAUCAUCGGUUUCUCGACGACGUAACCGCUUUUGAUGUGUGUGCUUUCGAAAGCCAGCUACAAGCUGCAGUAGGACACGUUCACGGGCUUGGCUUUGCACACAACGAUCUUAACCCAUCUAACAUUGCCCUUAACGAGCGAGACGAACCGAUCAUCAUCGAUUGGGGUUCAUCCAAGAAGUUCGGCGAGCAACUCCUGUCUGCAGGGACACCAGAAUGGAUCGACGAAGAGUUUGAUGUCUCGAAGAAAGAGCACGACAUUUCCGCUCUGCACAAGAUCGUUGCUUGGGUGAAGGAAAAGAAAGAGCGUCAGACGCAGAAAUAA
This is a messenger RNA of Ramularia collo-cygni, 810 nucleotides long. RefSeq lists its product as uncharacterized. The coding region runs from base 1 to 810 and encodes 269 amino acids. Gene Ontology annotation, molecular function: ATP binding; protein kinase activity. The transcript has 2 exons. NCBI's taxonomy places the organism in Eukaryota, Fungi, Ascomycota, Dothideomycetes, Mycosphaerellales, Mycosphaerellaceae. Gene Ontology annotation, biological process: protein phosphorylation. The record is from RefSeq and is a predicted model, not a curated record.